AUGACCCAAGGUGGAGUUCCAGAGUUGGAAGCCAAGAGUGCACGGGCUGAGCACACGGGCUGCCUUACAGGAUGCCAGGGGGGACGGGGCUGGCUCAUGGCCCAGCUGGAGAGGCAGCCACCACGCGGCCCCAUACCGUCACGCGGGACAGCGGGGACGCGCGUGCGGGCGAGGGGCCUCCCGCCGCCCGCCCCCGGUUGCUCCCCGAGUCGGCCCUCCUCGCCCGGAAGCGCUCGGGGCGGGGCCUGGCCUCUCCGGGAGACUCUGGAGGCGGAGUUGGGCGGCGGGGCUCCCUCCCCAGACUGCAGAGCUGUUUCUUUUCUUAAAACAACCACCCACCCGCCCUUUUCUAACGGCCUGAAAAGCACCUUCUCUGCUGCACCCUCUGUCCAGGGAGCGAACGAGCGGGAGGCUCAGACGCGGCCCGCCCCGCCCCUUUUCAGGCCUCGGCUCCUCAGGCUCCGCCCCCGCCUCGCCCCGCCCCGCCCCUCCGGCCUUGAGCCCGGGGAAGGAGACCCCGCUCCGGCCGGAGACUCCGCCCCCCGCCGCAGCCGGCCCUGGAAGAGCAGCGGGAGGGCCUCCGCCUGCUCGGACCGGACAGGACCGGACGGGGUGCGAGAAGCGGGCUUCUCCCCCGCCGACUGCCGACUGCCUGCGCCCCGGGGCGAGCCGCGAGCACCCGGCCCGGCGCCGGUUCAGCACCACGGACAGCGUCGCCGGCCCGUGGGCGGCCCCAUGGCGCUGCUCCUCGGCCUGGGCCUCCUGCGGCUGCUCGCGGGGGUGUGGGGCACAGACACGGAGGAGAGGCUGGUGGAACACCUCCUGGACCCCACUCGCUACAACAAGCUCAUCCGCCCGGCCACCAACGGCUCUGAGCUGGUGACGGUGCAGCUCAUGGUGUCACUGGCCCAGCUCAUCAGCGUGCACGAGCGGGAGCAGAUCAUGACCACCAACGUCUGGCUGACCCAGGAGUGGGAGGAUUAUCGGCUCACCUGGAAGCCCGAGGAGUUUGACAACAUGAAGAAAGUUCGACUCCCUUCCAAGCACAUCUGGCUCCCAGAUGUGGUCCUGUACAACAACGCCGACGGCAUGUACGAGGUGUCCUUCUACUCCAACGCGGUGGUCUCCUACGACGGCAGCAUCUUCUGGCUGCCCCCUGCCAUCUACAAGAGCGCCUGCAAGAUUGAGGUGAAGCACUUCCCGUUUGACCAGCAGAACUGCACCAUGAAGUUCCGCUCAUGGACCUACGACCGCACAGAGAUCGACCUGGUGCUCAAGAGCGACGUGGCCAGCCUAGACGACUUCACGCCCAGCGGCGAGUGGGACAUCGUGGCACUGCCGGGCCGGCGCAACGAGCACCCAGACGACUCCACCUACGUGGACAUCACCUACGACUUCAUCAUACGGCGCAAGCCGCUCUUCUACACCAUCAACCUCAUCAUCCCCUGCGUGCUCAUCACCUCGCUGGCCAUCCUGGUCUUCUACCUGCCGUCCGACUGCGGUGAGAAGAUGACGCUGUGCAUCUCCGUGCUGCUGGCGCUCACCGUCUUCCUGCUGCUCAUCUCCAAGAUCGUGCCGCCCACCUCCCUCGACGUGCCGCUCGUGGGCAAGUACCUCAUGUUCACCAUGGUGCUGGUCACCUUCUCCAUCGUCACCAGCGUGUGCGUGCUCAACGUGCACCACCGCUCGCCCACCACGCACACCAUGGCGCCCUGGGUCAAGGCCGUGUUCCUGGAGCGGCUGCCCGCGCUGCUCUUCAUGCAGCAGCCGCGUCACGGCUGUGCGCGCCAGCGUCUGCGUCUGCGCCGACGGCAGCGCGAGCGCCAGGGUGCCGGGCCGCUGCUCUUCCGCGCACGCGCGGCCGGGGCUGGGGUCGGGACCGAGCCGGGGGCUCCGUGCGGCUGCGGCCUCCAGGAGGCGGUGGACGGCGUGCGCUUCAUCGCGGACCACAUGCGGAGCGAGGACGACGACCAGAGCGUGAGGGAGGACUGGAAGUAUGUUGCCAUGGUGAUCGACCGCCUCUUCCUCUGGGUCUUUGUCUUGGUGUGUGUCUUUGGCACCGUUGGCAUGUUCCUACAGCCUCUCUUCCGGAACUACAGCCCCACCGCGUUCCUCCGCCUGGACCACUCGGCUCCCAGCUCCAAGUGAGACCUGGCUGGCCGUACCUCCUCGCCCCUCUGCCUGUCACACAGCAGCGUGGAGGACGGACAGGCAGGCUGCCAGGAAGAGCAGCGCUGCCCCAGAUCUGACCUCCUGCUUCACCCGGGCCCCCACAGCUCCAUCCACACAGCCAGCUGUGGCCUGGGGGCCCGGCCACGCCCCCUUCCUGCCAAUGGGACUACUGCAUUGGUGAGGUGGGGACGGGGGUCAGAGCCCGCCCCACCCGGGAGGGGGGUUGGCAGCACCAGGAAGGACAGGAGGGCCACGGCCUGCGAGUCACAGGAGAGUGGGCUGUGGGGGAACACGAGAGGGCCAGGAGCUGGAGCUCUGCGCCAGCCUGGCUGACACAGGGCUGGGCAUGGAGAGGACCUGGAGUUCACCUGGCCUCCACUGCCUCGGUGAACUGCAGCUCACAGCCUAGAGGGUCCGGCUGGGGGCUAAGCCUGACCCCGCAGUCAACUCCCAGGAGGCUCAGUCCCACAGCCCUGUGCCUCGGAGGGGUCCAGGGCACAGCCCAGGUCCCCUCUGCCCGAUGACAAGUUCUCUGCACCAACUUCUCUCUUGUCCCUCCCACCCACUCCUCCCCACUGGGAAUUGAACUCAGGACCUUGCACUUGCGAUUUGGGCACAGCACCACUGAGCUACAUCCCUUUCUCUCUCCGACUCAGGGCUUGGUGGGCAGGGCUGGCCCUGUGAGUUCUAAGUCUUGGAGCCUGAGGCCCAAAUAUCAGAUUGUGAGAAGUGCAAGUUCAAGGGCUUUAGGAGCUGGAAGAACGUUUGCAGCCAUGGAUUCCAGCAGGAGCCAUGUUACAAAUGGAGAAUGCCCAGCUGAGCGUGGUUAGCACAGGUGCUCACAGGACAAGGAAGACACCGGCUGCAAGAUGCCAACACGGCUACAGAGCUCUGAGGCCCUGCUGUGUGCCGCACCCUCCUUCACCUUGACCUGCCUGGCCGCCGGAAGGAUGGGAAGUGAGGGCCUUUCUGUCCAUGGCAGAGCCAGGCUGGGCAGUGGAGCCUAGCGGAGCAGGGGAUGGUGGCCGGAACUUGGGCCACCUGUGCUGCCCAUGCUCUGCCCCCAGCCCCAGACCUGAGCAGGUUGGAAGCGGCUCCAGGACAGGUCUGCUGCCACCAGGGACUCCUGAGGAAGCGGCACCUCAGCUGCCUCUCCUGGGCCCUGCGGGGGGCUCCCAGGGUCCCACUGGAGGGCUUGGCUGUAGGCCCAGGACACAGACCAUUGGGCAGCCUGGCCCUUCCUUCCUCCACCAGGGGACUGGCUGUCAUUCUGGUCCCAGCCUGUGCUCAUACUGGGCUGAAGAUGGCAGGAGCUGCGGGAGAGCCCACCCAGCGCAGGCCGUUUGUGCCCAAGCCUGGGGGCACUGCUGCUUCUCUGGGCACAGGGGAGGGGGAAGCAGGGCGUGGGACGCCGUCUGGGGCCAGGCUCUAGGCCCAGCUCUGCUGCCCUCGCUGGCCAGUCUCCGGGUCUGUAAAUGGGGGGUCCUGUCCCUCGGGCGUGGUGAGGCUGGAGGGUCUGUGCUUGGGAAGGUCUGCCGCUGUCUCCUGCAGAGCAGGCACUUCUAGAAUGAGUCUGGGAGGCCUGGGAGCUGCCUCCUGCGAACCAGCCAGGACCGGGCACAUCUAGUGGGUCUGCCGGGCUGGGCUGUCCUCUGUGGCAGCCCCUCCCCUGGCCCUGCUCCCAGGGGAGAUCUGGACUUGAGUGGAUGGCACUGCCGGUGGCCGACAGCGGCACAGAUGCGCCCCCGCCAUGCGGUGGCCCUUCCCGGUGCAGUGUCUGGGCGGAGACGCCCUCCAGAGCAGAGCUGAGGGCUGCCGGGGUCUCCCAGAGGCCCACUGCUGACCCCCACCGGCUGCUGCCUGGCUGGGCUUGCUUUUAACACCACCCACCAGAGCUGUUGUCCAGGGUGGUCACCAGAGGGCGCUUGAGGGGGUGUUAGGAGCAACGUGUCGGCUUCUCUCGUGGAUUUAACCCCCCGGAGGGGCUGAGGCUCAGAAGUGGUUUGCUGUCUGAGGUGUGGCCCUGGACAUCCCUUCAGCGGGAAAGAAUGGGCAGGGCGCAGCAGGGAAGGGCGAGGGCAGUGACUGGGCAGCCUCACUCCUUCCAUCUGGGUGCAGUUCUGGCCCCACAGUAGGGAGGAGGGAGGGCAGCGCAGGCAGGCGGCCCCAGUGCACGGGCACUGGGAGCUUGGCAGAGCCGUGGUCCCACCUUGGGUCCUGUGUUCCCCCUUUGGCUCCUUCCCAAGGCGGGGUGGCUCUUCAGAGACUGCUGGGCUGGAGGGGGCAGAGGAGCUGCAUGGAAACCCAGCGUGGGGCUUGGGAGCAGCAGUGAGGACCGGGCUGGGAUUCAUCAGCAGAUGGUGAGAGCAGCAGGCGGGCCCGGCUUUCUGGCUCUGCUCCCGACAGCUGGCACUGCAGCAUGGGGCAUGCCACCCUGGCACAGCUGGGACCAAGCCCCUGACAGCCUGGAAGCAAACCAGCCCCAGGCAGCACCCUAGCCCUCCCCGUGCUCUGCUAGGAGAGCUCUGCAGAAGGGCAGGGCCACUUCCCCCGGGACUCUCCAAGUCCCAGGAUUGGCUGCGUGCCUGGAGGGCCUGCUCUGUGACGGGGGUGAGUGGUCCUGAGCUCCAAACCCAAGGUGCCCCAAGUGCAGGUCCCGCUCCCCGGGGGAAGUGAGGGCACUGGGGCCUGGCAUUCAGUCCGGGCAGAAGUGGGCUGCUGUCCACCGCCCCUCAUGGCCGGCCAGACGCACAGCAGCUCCCCUUCAGUAGUUCCUGUGGCAGUCGGGGGUCUGUGGAGUCGCAGUGCGCGAAGGGACACAGCUCUAGGAGUCGGUGGGACACCGCCCUCUCCCCUGAUGCCCGCCCGCCCCCUCACUUGGCCCUCGGCCUCCUGUCUGCACUCUGGGACUAGCACCACGGGACUCACUGGAACUUGAGAUUCUCUUAAGAAAGCCGUUUUCAGAGCCAUCUUGUCACUCUGUUCUGUUUGGGGGAAUGUGGUGGCGGGGUUAGGGGUUCCCGCAGGCCAGUGUUGGCAAAUGGGGUAAAAAGGGGGAAUGCUGGAGAAACGGGGCCCACGAGGGGUCAGGGCAUUAUCCAAACCCAAAGAAACGGAGAGUGGUGAUGGGCCUGCCGUGGGGUUACUGUGGCUUUCUUGCCUACAGACCCACUUAUCAGGAGGAAGGGAAGUGGCCCAGCGGCACGGCCUGGGGGAGGGCCCAGUCUGCUCCAGGACACUGGUUGCAUCCGGCCCCCAGUCCUGAAAAUGAUCUGAAACUGGGGCUGAGGACAUGGCUGGGCGGCUCUAGGGUCCAGGCCCAGCACUGCAGUCAGCUGCAGGUGAACAGCCUGCUUCCUGCCCCACAACUGGGGGGGACACUGUCCACUUCCUCCAGCACCACCGAGUGCGCGCUCUGCCCCAGGUGAGCCCUCGUCCCAGGGUGCUGCCCACCUCCUGAAGGACUUGGGCACAGCUCCCUGCAGGUGAGCAGGAGCUGCCGAGGCCGGAGGCCCGAGAGGUCUGGCCUCGGCCAGGGGACGCUCGCCUGCAGCCUUUAAUUAGAAACCGCUCAGUUGCAGCACUUUGCGCAGACUGCGAUGCCCCGCAGUUCUGGCUUAGUGUCAGGCUCUGCUGGCCCCAGGUGUCCCCUCUGUGUCGGAAUGGUCACGUCCACUGCGACGUAACCUCACUGCCAGCUACUUUGUGCUCACUAGUACAACAGCAAUGUUAGAAGGUCAAGGAUGGUCUUCCAGAAAUUCUGGAGUAAGUGUGGAAGGAGUCAAAAUUCAAGAUAAAGGUUUCAGAUGCUGCCUCGGAAGCGAGAAACUACGGUGCGCCUCUAACAGCAGCUGAGCUGCAGCUCACUCCAAACUCACAUCCUUGCAGGCAAAGCCGCUGGGGCGGGGCGGGAUGGCGAGCCUCAGGUCCUCUUCCGGUUCUGGGCCUGAGAGCCUGUGUAUCAAGCCCCAGCGACAAGGUAUGUAAGGGGGCUGGGCUGGGGACGUCUGAGAGACCACGGGUCCCACCCGGCUCUCCGAGCGCUCCUGCACUCGGACGUGGAAGGAUGACGCCCUCCCCAAGUUCUCUGUGGGAUGCAGCUGCUGAUGUCACCCCAGGCCCCAAGAUCAUAGGUCCUCUGUCCCCACUCUCACCUCACCCAGGAAACGACGGCGCUUUCCAAUAAUUCAGAUUUUUCCUGUCUUUAUUUACGAGGAAUGUAUCUUUUUAGGAUCAAGGGGCACAAAAAGCAGAAUCAUAAAACUGGA
This is a messenger RNA of Heterocephalus glaber (naked mole-rat), 6440 nucleotides long. RefSeq names its product cholinergic receptor nicotinic beta 2 subunit (gene Chrnb2). Gene Ontology annotation, cellular component: postsynaptic membrane. Lineage: Eukaryota; Metazoa; Chordata; Mammalia; Rodentia; Bathyergidae. Gene Ontology annotation, molecular function: transmembrane signaling receptor activity; acetylcholine-gated monoatomic cation-selective channel activity. The record is from RefSeq and is a predicted model, not a curated record. Gene Ontology annotation, biological process: monoatomic ion transmembrane transport.